Salmo salar (Atlantic salmon) is the source of this 1353-nucleotide messenger RNA. It is a transcript of the gene itgb1bp1, whose product is annotated as integrin beta 1 binding protein 1. Gene Ontology annotation, molecular function: integrin binding. Gene Ontology annotation, biological process: negative regulation of substrate adhesion-dependent cell spreading; negative regulation of focal adhesion assembly. Gene Ontology annotation, cellular component: cytoskeleton; lamellipodium; cell periphery. The record is from RefSeq and is a predicted model, not a curated record. Lineage: Eukaryota; Metazoa; Chordata; Actinopteri; Salmoniformes; Salmonidae.
GUACACAACUUUGGAUUACUUCAUGGAGCAAAACAUUGAAUUGAGUAACUGAGUAUUUUCCAAAUUCAAAACGAACCACCUGCCACGAACCACAUUUUAGAAGAUACAUGUUUGGCAGAAUCGAGAUCGAUGAUAACAUUGCCAAGUUAAGACAGUGGUGUCUGCUGGGGGCUGGUGGAGUGUUGGCCGUCAUGGUGAAGAAUGUUCCGGAAGGUCAAAAAGCGUCACAGCAGCAGCAGCUCCCAAAGCAGUGAGAUCAGUACCAAGAGCAAGUCAGUAGACUCCAGUUUGGGAGGUCUCUCCAGGUCCAGUACUGUUGCUAGCCUCGACACAGACUCGACCAAGAGCUCAGGUAACAGUGCUGCGUCAGAGACGUGUGCUGAGUUCAGGGUGAAGUAUGUCGGAGCCAUAGAGAAGCUGCCGUUUGAGAUGAGUAAGACCCUGCAGGAGCCUCUGGAACUCAUCAACUACAUAGAUGCAGCCCAGCAAGAUGGAAAGCUGCCGUUUGUGCCUGGAGAUGAGGAGAUGGUACUGGGAGUGUCCAAGUAUGGAGUCAAAGUGGCCUCCAUGGAUCAGUGUGACGUUCUGCACCGCCACCCUCUCUAUCUGAUAAUGAGGAUGCUCUGUUAUGAUGACGGCCUGGGGGCUGGGAAGAACCUGCUGGCUCUUAAGACCACCGAUGCCAAGCAGCAGGACUGCAGCAUCUGGGUGUACCAGUGUAGCAGCGCGGAACAAGCCCAGGCCAUCUGCAAGGUGCUGUCUGCCUCUUUCGACUGCGUGCUGACAUCAGAGAAGUCCUGAAAGGUGGUCGCCCUGAGGGACGGGGACUAUCCUCACGUGGCCACAGCACCAUGACCAAUCGGGAGCCUGGAAACCAUAGUUUACAGCAGGGUCACAACUUACCCAGCAUGCUUUGCAACACCUCUCAUACACCACCUACAGACCCACCAUCCACCUGUCAGGUGACCAUCAUGAGUACGGCCAUUUUUAUUGUUUUUAAUCUAACUUAAUCUUAUUUAAUGUAAAUACAUUAGAAAGUACAGAGGCCUCAUGUCUGUACUUGGGAAGGAAGUGGCGGUUUGCUAUCUAGGUCUCAGAUAUUGCAUCCAGAGACUCCACUGACUUCCUUUAUAAAAAGGGGGAAAGUGGUAACCGUGGUACGUCGCAGUCAAUAUUUCCACCAUGGACCCCCCUUCUCCUCUAUCCCUCUCUCUUACUCCUCUCCCCUAUACAAACCAAAGGGAUGGUAUCAAUACAUGUGUAUGUGCCUCUUAUCCCCCUCCCCUUACUUCUUGGUCCAGAUGGGAUUGGAUCAGUUAAAAUGGUACAAUAAAGGAAAGGAAUUUGAAUGAA